Messenger RNA from Seriola dumerili (greater amberjack), 1475 nucleotides. RefSeq lists its product as uncharacterized. Lineage: Eukaryota; Metazoa; Chordata; Actinopteri; Carangiformes; Carangidae. Gene Ontology annotation, molecular function: methyltransferase activity. The transcript is spliced from 8 exons. The record is from RefSeq and is a predicted model, not a curated record. The coding region runs from base 124 to 1026 and encodes 300 amino acids.
UUCAGGAUCCACCUUAACCCGCAGAGCUGUUCCUGUGAGCCACGGAUCAGAGCCGCAGCCUGAACACGGACCCGCUCACACUUCGGUUUCCUGACAGAUCCACGCUGCUUUCUGCGGCUCAACAUGAAUUUGUCUGAAGCUAAAUCGGAACUGAAGCAUCUGCUGAGUAGAGUGAGUCCGUCCGAGCUCCCGAAACUCCUGGACUGGAUCAGAAACUCAGACGAGCUGGAUGACCUGCUGGUGGACAACAGGAAGGUGAUGCUGCAGAGCAUCGCAGAUGACCUGAGAGCCAGUCUGCCUCUGGACGCCAUGUUACCCUCUGAGACCGCCGCCCACCACAAGAUGCAGCAGCGGUCGCAGCCGACGGUUCACGUGGACAGUUUCCUGUAUGAUGACGAGCAGGUGGACUCUCUGUGUGAGGAGGGGACCAUGAGCCGGAGCUACUGCCUCAGCUGUGGCUCCUACAGGACGGCACCUCUGGACUUCCUCUCUCACUCCUUCUCAGUGUCCGAGCUUCAGUUUCUGUUCCAGAACGUUCUUCCAGACCUGAGCGGUCGCACGCUGGUGGAUGUCGGAUCCAGACUGGGAGCUGUGCUCUACGGGGGUUACGUGUACAGCUCGGCCUCUCGCCUGCUCGGCCUGGAGCUCAGUGAGGAGUUUGUCCAGCUGCAGAACAACAUGCUGCAGAAGUACAGACUGAACGACAGAGUUAAGGUUCUCCAUGCUGACGUCUGCACGCAGGAUGUUCUGCUGCAGAACACCGAUGUUCUGGUCAUGAACAACGUCUUCGAGUUCUUCAUGGAGCCCAGCGAGCAAGUCAGAGCGUGGAGGUUCAUCAUGCAGAACUUCAGAAAGACAGGAUCUCUGUUGGUGACUGUUCCCAGUCUUCAGGAGAGUCUGGACGCUCUGCAGGAGGCGCUGCGGUCCGGCUGGGUGGAGGAACUUCCCGUGGAUUACAACGUUUACUUGGGCAGAGACACAGACCCCGACGCCCUCAGACAGAUCCACCUGUACAGGGUCAUGUGAACUGGUCUGGACUUUUCUGGACUGGACCAAUUUUAGCUGGUCUGAACUGGUCUGGACCCAUUUGAUUCCUGAUCUGGUUUGAACUGGUCUGGACUGUUCUGGUCUGGUUUGAACUGGUCCGGACUGUUCUGGUCUGCUGACAGUGAAGGACAGUAUAAUAAAACACAGCUGGAUUUUAAAGCCACAAGUAAAGAUUAUUUUUAUUAUAUUUAAUUGAUCUGAUUGAUCGUGAAAUAGUGGAAAAACAGGGAAAUCUUCAUAUUUGAGAGGCUGAAAACACCUUUUUUAAUUUGAUUGAUAAAAAUCACUGAAAUGAUGAACUGGUUAUUAAAACUAAUGGUUGCAGAUCAGAUCUGUAAUAAUAUAAUUUAUGUCCUUAAAGGAAGAGUGAAGAGGAAAUGUUUCUAUCUGUUAUUUACUUAUUACAUGUUUAUAUGUGAGUAAAGUGU